GUCUCAUUGGUUAGUUUAAUAGCCAAUGCUUUGGGCUAUUCUGAACUUGGUGCCAUUAAAUCGCUUCGGACAUUACGAGCUUUAAGACCUUUAAGAGCCUUGUCACGAUUUGAAGGAAUGAGGGUGGUUGUAAAUGCCCUUGUAGGAGCAAUUCCAUCUAUCAUGAAUGUAUUGCUGGUUUGUCUUAUAUUCUGGCUCAUCUUCAGCAUCAUGGGAGUAAAUCUGUUUGCUGGCAAAUUCUAUCACUGUGUCAACACCACAACUGGUGAGAUGUUUGAUGUCAGUGAUGUCAACAAUUAUACUCAGUGUGAGGAACUCAUAAAAAACAAUCAAAGUGCCCGAUGGAAAAAUGUGAAAGUAAACUUUGAUAAUGUAGGAGCUGGAUAUCUUGCUCUUCUCCAAGUAGCUACUUUCAAAGGAUGGAUGGAUAUUAUGUAUGCUGCUGUUGAUUCACGAGGUGUAAAAGAUCAACCUAAGUAUGAGGACAACUUAUAUAUGUAUCUUUAUUUUGUCAUCUUUAUCAUAUUUGGAUCAUUCUUUACCUUGAACCUUUUCAUUGGUGUCAUUAUAGACAACUUCAACCAACAAAAAAAGAAGUUUGGAGGUCAGGAUAUAUUUAUGACAGAAGAACAGAAGAAAUAUUACAAUGCAAUGAAGAAACUGGGAUCCAAAAAGCCACAGAAACCUAUACCAAGGCCAGUGAACAAAUUCCAAGGCAUGGUCUUUGAUUUUGUAACCAAACAAGUAUUUGACAUCAGCAUCAUGAUACUCAUCUGCCUUAACAUGGUCACAAUGAUGGUAGAAACAGAUGAUCAGAGUAAAGAAAUGGAAACAAUUUUAUCCCGGAUUAACCUUGUGUUCAUUAUCCUUUUCACUGGAGAAUGUGUCCUGAAAUUGAUUUCACUUCGCCAUUACUACUUCACUCUAGGCUGGAAUAUUUUUGAUUUUGUGGUUGUGAUUCUCUCCAUAGUAGGAAUGUUCUUAGCUGAGAUGAUUGAGAAGUAUUUUGUGUCCCCGACGCUAUUCAGAGUCAUCCGACUUGCCAGAAUUGGCCGAAUCCUGCGUCUCAUUAAAGGCGCUAAGGGAAUCCGCACUCUGCUUUUUGCUUUGAUGAUGUCUCUUCCUGCUUUGUUCAACAUUGGUCUGCUGCUGUUCCUGGUCAUGUUUAUCUAUGCGAUAUUUGGCAUGUCCAACUUUGCCUAUGUUAAGAGGGAAGUUGGGAUUGAUGACAUGUUCAACUUUGAGACGUUUGGCAACAGCAUGAUCUGCCUGUUUCAAAUUACCACAUCUGCAGGCUGGGAUGGUUUGCUAGCCCCAAUUCUAAACAGUGGGGAGCCAGACUGUGAUCCCCAUAAAGACCAUCCAGGGAGCUCCGUUAAAGGUGACUGUGGCAACCCUUCCGUUGGGAUUUUCUUCUUUGUCAGCUACAUUAUCAUAUCAUUUCUGGGAGUGGUGAACAUGCACAUUGCUGUGAUUUUGGAGAACUUCAGUGUGGCUACUGAAGAAAGCGCUGAACCCUUGAGCGAGGAUGACUUUGAGAUGUUCUAUGAAGUCUGGGAGAAGUUUGAUCCCGACGCAACACAAUUCAUAGAAUACAGUAAGCUGUCAGAUUUUGCAGCUUCAUUAGAUCCUCCUCUUCUCAUAGCAAAACCAAACAAAGUCCAGCUUAUUGCAAUGGAUCUGCCCAUGGUAAGCGGUGACAGAAUUCACUGCCUUGACAUCUUGUUUGCUUUCACAAAGCGUGUUUUGGGGGAAAGUGGAGAGAUGGAUGCCCUCAGAAUACAGAUGGAAGAUCGGUUUAUGGCAGCCAAUCCUUCUAAAGUCUCCUAUGAACCAAUUACAACCACAUUAAAACGAAAACAGGAGGAAGUAUCUGCUGUCAUUAUUCAGCGUGCUUACAGACGUCAUCUUUUAAGGCAAAAAGUUAAACAGGUGUCUAGUAUAUAUAACAGAAAUAAAAACAAAGAAGGAGAUGGACCAGUUAUAAAAGAGAUAAUUAUUGAUAAACUAAACAGGAACUCCACUCCAGAAAAGACAGAUGAGAGUUCCUCUACAACUUCCCCACCUUCUUAUGACAGUGUAACUAAGCCAGAGAAAGAAAAAUAUGAAAAAGAUAAAGCAGAAAAAAACUACAAAGGUAAAGAUGUCAGGGAACAUAAAAAAUAAAGAUCUAAGAAUUCUGCUUGUUGGACAACUUGUUUACAGUCUUUGAGAAUGAAGCAUCAACUGGACUCCUGCAGGAGAUUUAUGCCAAACUGACGGUUUUUACACAUAUAUAUAUGUGUGUGUGUGUGCGCGCGUGUGUGUGUGCAUAUAUAUACAUUAUAUAUAUACUUAAGGUCAGUGCCUAUAACAAAACAGUAAACUUUCAUCAUCAAACUGUGACUCUGUGAAUCAGGGUAACAAACUUGACAAGAGGUUACUGUUUUCACUACAGCUGACACUGCUAAGAAUAAGGGAAAAAGUGGCUCCACAGAGAACAAGGAGCGUGAAAUGAGUGCAAAACAAUAUUUUUUGUUUCACAUUCUGCAAAACACAUAGAACAGUAAUUCUCUUCACUGUUUGUAAUGUAACUGCUAUAUUUGUCUGAUUUUUACAAAAGCAGUAUCAGUGUAUUUAUUUUU
This is a messenger RNA of Nestor notabilis (Kea), 2624 nucleotides long. Its product is annotated as sodium channel protein type 2 subunit alpha-like. Gene Ontology annotation, cellular component: plasma membrane; voltage-gated sodium channel complex; axon. The annotation marks the transcript as partial. The transcript has 7 exons. Gene Ontology annotation, biological process: membrane depolarization during action potential; sodium ion transmembrane transport; neuronal action potential. Gene Ontology annotation, molecular function: voltage-gated sodium channel activity; protein binding. NCBI's taxonomy places the organism in Eukaryota, Metazoa, Chordata, Aves, Psittaciformes, Psittacidae. The record is from RefSeq and is a predicted model, not a curated record.